Molecule: messenger RNA, 1428 nt
Organism: Epinephelus lanceolatus (giant grouper)
Lineage: Eukaryota; Metazoa; Chordata; Actinopteri; Perciformes; Serranidae
Gene: ilkap
Product: integrin-linked kinase-associated serine/threonine phosphatase
Biological process (GO): protein dephosphorylation
Molecular function (GO): protein serine/threonine phosphatase activity; cation binding
Source: RefSeq, a predicted model, not a curated record
UGAAGAAGAAGCUAGCCGCAGCUAGAAAUAAACCGCAAUAAUAUUUCCACGCCGGAGCUAACGGUCCACGUUUCUGCUUUUAAAACCAACGAACCCGUUGAACGGCAGUCUGAAUAUUUUGACCCGUUUAAUGACACCUUUCACACAUUUGUUUUACCGUCAGCUCACACACUUACAGACACCGAGCCGUACAUGCACAGGCACAGACAGGUAGCUAACCAGUUAGCUCCUCCCGAAAGCUAGGCUAGUUAGCUAGCUGCUGAGCUAACUGAGCAGAAUGGAUCUUUUCGACGACCUGCCAGAACCGACACAGACCUCCGGUCCAGUCUCUGCAGUGGUCACAGCUCAACCACAAUCCACCAAAGAAGAAGAAGAAGAAGAGGUGGAGAAAAGAUUGAAACGAAAAAGAGAAGAUGCAGAGUGUGAUAAAAAGGGGGAGGAGGAGGUCAAAAAAUUUUGUAAAGAAGGCCUCCCCGUGCUGAAAGGCUAUGUAGCCGCAAGGCGAGGCGAGCGGGAGGAGAUGCAGGAUGCCCACGUGGUGCUGCCAGACAUGAGCAGCUAUCUGUCCACUUUGCCAGGACAAGUAUCUAAUGUUUCGUACUUUGCUGUGUUUGACGGUCACGGUGGAGCUCGAGCCUCUCGGUUUGCUGCAGAGCAUCUCCACCACAAUCUGGCCAAGAAGUUCCCCAGUGGAGAAACGGAGAACGUGGACAAGCUCAUAAAGAAAUGUCUCCUGGACACUUUCCGCCAGACAGAUGAAGACUUUCUGAAGAAAGCUUCUAGCCAGAAGCCAGCAUGGAAGGACGGCACCACAGCCACCUGUGUGCUGGUGGUGGAUGACAUGAUAUAUGUGGCCAAUCUGGGAGACAGCAGGGCCGUGUUGUGUCGGAUGGAGGCGACAUCAGGAGCAGACGGACAGAGGAGGUCGGUGACUCUCGCUCUCAGUAAAGAACACAACCCAACCAUCUAUGAGGAGAGGAUGAGGAUCCAGAGGGCAGGAGGCACCGUUAGAGAUGGCAGGGUGCUGGGUGUCCUCGAAGUGUCUCGGUCUAUCGGAGAUGGUCAGUACAAACGCUGUGGAGUCAUUUCAACCCCCGACGUGAGGAGGUGUCAGCUCACAGCCAAUGACAGGUUUAUCAUCCUCGCCUGUGACGGGUUGUUCAAAGUGUUUUCUGCUGAUGAAGCUGUUAAAUUCGUCCUCAACGUCCUGCAGGAAGGGAGUGUGGAGCCGAAGCCGGGGCUGACGGACAAGGAGGUGAGGUUUGAAGCUGCUUGCCAACAGUUGGCCAGUGAGGCGGUGAGGCGGGGCUGUGCCGACAACGUCACUGUGAUCCUGCUCUCUAUUGGCUUCUAAACACACACACACACAAACAUCUGGCUAACCUCCUUGAUGUCUCGUCUGUUUUCCAAUAAAAAUGUUUCUCUUUA